AUGGCAGAUGCCCUGUGUGGGCCGUCGAAUGCGCUGCAGAGCUUCCAGAAGCACACCUCCGUGGAUCGGACGCUCCAGCAGGACCGGCUCACGUCGAGGGCAUCAUCGUCGCAAGGCUUUCGAUCUGGACCCGGGCCAAAUGCUGGCAUACUAGACCCAGAAUUCGAGGCUUUCCAAGCCGGCAUCCCCUCCGCUCCGCUGCAACCAGACUUCCAGCACUUCUCUCCGCAAUACUCGCAUACGCCUGCUGGACCAGGUUUUGCGCCUCACCCUGCCACCUCAGGCUGGGCUUCCGACUUCCAGCGCCUCCACAUAUCCUCUCCGCCCCCCGCCUUUACACAACGUCCUGCGCAAGCUGCGUCCCCACAUCAAGCCUCAGCAGCAUGGCAUCAGGACUUCCUCAGAUCCCAGAAUGGCGCGGCCACAUUUCAGGGGCGUCAGACCCCCAUACAGCCACUGUAUGGAGGCGUGCAAGGAUACGGCCUGCAGAAUAACUUCCCGAUGUACGGUGGCGGCAUUGCUGAGCAGCCGGUGUUGUCAAUCGCACAAGGGAAGCAGAGGCAGCACGAAGUUGCAGAACACUUCGACGAGGCGGCAUUCGAACGCGCUUUUGAUGCCGCUCGAGCGGAGAUGCUUGAGGAAGAGACGCUUGCGGGGCAGGAGGCGCAAGCUGAUCGCUUCAACCACGAGGAGAUGGAGACUCUGCGGCACGCGACAAACCAUCUAGCAGCACAGGACAACUCCGAAACCGCACGGCAGCUCAAAGAAGCGAGUAUAGCGCAAUACCGUGCAGAACUCGACAACCUCCGGCCUAUGCCCCCUGAGCACUUCGAGCAGCUCUCACACGAAGCGCAACAGGAGCAGCAGCACGAACAAGAACAAGCGAAAAGCAGAAACGACGACGAGCUCGCCGCAACAGCCGGCCAGCUCCUCGAGUCCGUCUCCUCCAACACAUCGAAGAAGUUCCAGGAAAGCCAGUUCCUGCAGCUGAUGCGGCGGCUGCGCGACCGCGAAGUGCGCGUCGAGGGCGACAAGAUGGUCGAAGUCAGUCCCACCCACUCCCCUCCUUCGCACUCCGUCCUUUCCUCCGCUCCAACUCCAGCACCGCUUUCCACAGCACCCGUGACUGCCCCGCCGAUGGCUGAGCAAACUGAUUCGCGCUCCCGGCACCUCCACAUGCCGCCCGAGCCCGAAUUCAUCAGCUGCAAGGUCUUCGGGUGCAACAACGCGGCGCCCGUCUUCAAGGCCGGCUGGGGCGGUGGCCACAACGACGACGACGACGACGACUACGGGCUCCACCUCUGCGGUUGA
This is a messenger RNA of Coniosporium apollinis CBS 100218, 1311 nucleotides long. RefSeq lists its product as uncharacterized. The record is from RefSeq and is a predicted model, not a curated record. The transcript is spliced from 3 exons. The coding region runs from base 1 to 1311 and encodes 436 amino acids. NCBI's taxonomy places the organism in Eukaryota, Fungi, Ascomycota, Dothideomycetes.